Malurus melanocephalus (red-backed fairy wren) is the source of this 2534-nucleotide messenger RNA. RefSeq names its product SLX4 interacting protein (gene SLX4IP). NCBI's taxonomy places the organism in Eukaryota, Metazoa, Chordata, Aves, Passeriformes, Maluridae. The record is from RefSeq and is a predicted model, not a curated record. The transcript has 9 exons. Bases 257 to 1603 code for a protein of 448 amino acids.
UGUUCCCUGAUCUCGGCUUUUCCUUAGCUCUUCUGCUUCCCUGUAUUCACUUUCCCUGUAUUCACUUUUCCUGUAUUCACUCCUGUGCCCCCUCUCCCCACACAUGGUAAAGGCACCCGGAGAUGGCAGUGUGUGAAGUUUGCUGCUGUAUCUUGAGGUGUGUAACAGGAGUUUUCAGUUCCUCGUUCCUCCUGAGCUCUAAAUUUCCUCACCACAGGAAGCUGCUUUGUUAAGGACCAGCUUACACUGACCUGUCAUGGCAUCCAACAAAUUUGUCAUUAAGUGUGGGAACUUUGCUGUCUUGGUGGAUGUUCAUAUUUUGCCUCAAGGCUCCAGUAAAGACACCAGCUGGUUUUCAGAUCAUGAGAAAGAGGAGGUCUGCACGCUGCUAGAAGAAGUUGUUGCUUCAAGGGUCAARCACUACUUGGAAGCACCUAAACAACGUGGUCAGUGGAAAACCAUGGAACAUGGAUCAUCUGGACCUUUAUUYCUUACUGCCAACAGUUUGCACAUUACUGCCUACUUUAUGAAGAGAUGGGUUAAUCUCCGUUGUGCUCUAGGGAAACGUUAUCGUGAGCUCCGUGUGUUUCCAGAGAAAUUUGUAGUUUGUGUCAAUAAACUUGACUUUGAUCCAAGUGCUUGGAUAUGUGAGAAUGGUGUAUUGAAAGAAGAACUUUCCAAUGGGACGUCUGAAUAUUUUACUGAAUCUGCUAAGAACAAGAAGACUAAGAUUAGUCUGUGUGAACAACUAAAACAAGACAUCCUGAAAAAGAUUGUGAAAAGGAAAAAACGAAAGAGAAGUAGUGCAAGCAAACCUCAAAUCAGCAAGGACUCCAAGAAAGUGUAUCUUGGCUCGGUGGAAUCACAGACAGAGAACAGAGAGGACUGUCAGGCUUCUCUCAGUGCUCSGUCUGAUGUGAAACGUAGGAGUCCAGGCCUGCUGAAGGACUGCACAAACACAGCUGAGAGCAGCUUGGAGCUUCCUGUUUUAGAGCAGAGAAAUGAUGUUAAUCAGAGACAGCCAGAUGAUGUUCUCAGCCAGCAAAAACCUCACCCUCUGGAGCGGUUGAAGGCGAGUCUUCUGAGUGAGAGCCCUCCUUGCAGCUCUGAGUCAGCACUGCUGGGUCCAAAACAAAAUCAAAGAGUGACCAAAACACAGGCUCAGCUAAAGACCUGUGGUUUAGAGGAGAAGUUGGAGCAUUUCACUGUAGGGUCCUCUGAAAAGACUCCUUUAACUUCUGUCAAUACAGAAACGAGUGUGCGUGAUGAUAAUUGUUUUGGUCCAUUUGUGGAGGAGAAGAUACCCCUUAAUUCCAAUUUGUUUUCAAAGCAAGACAUGGCAAAGACUGUGGCUGACAGGAAAUCAYUGACUUUGAGAAAAAACUCAUCCUGGUCUCUUUCUGUGAGCAGUGGAGUGCAGAGAAGCCAAAAUGAGCCAAGCUCAGCCACCGAGGAGUUGCCUGCAGUGCCAACAUCRUGUCCAGAACUGCACUCUGUGUCUUCAGACAAACUUUCCCAAAAAAGAAAAAAAGAAGUGGACAGUGGUCUUGGGAAGUUAAAACUGCGAAGGCUUAAAAAGUCAAAAUCUGAAAUACUACCUUGAUAAUAAGCAUGGRUGGUCAGCCAAGUUUGUGUGUAAACAAAGAGUAGGAAGCAAUUCAAAAUGAUGGAAAAUAAUAAAAAUACAAAAUCAAAAUAAUUUUGAAAGAUUUUUUAGGAAAGUUGAGUUAUCUAAGGAUCUUAGUAAUUUGGAACUGUAAUAAAGAUAAUACUUUUAAAUUUUUAGGAAUUUAACAUGAUUAUUGCAUGAAUCAGCAUCAUAUUUAUAGAAAAAUCUCUUACAAUAUUUACUGAGCAAAAUUUUUGAUUUAUAUAUAUUUAGUCUUUAUUURUAUUUAUCAGCUGGUGACAGCAAAAGUUAAAAUCCCUUGUGUUGUCUGUUAGCAGCUGCAAUUAUUUGGUACCUUGCUUGUUUUUAUUUUAGUGAAAAUUAGUCCUUUAUAUUAGAAAGUUUGUGAUUUAUUCACAUGRUCUUUGCAAUAAUGAAGCCAAUUGAGGUUAUUUUAAAUAAAUCUUUAACCAGGAACAAUACCUGAUAAUUUGAGGCCCACCUUUUCAGAGAAGUUUCAAAAUAACUAUUAUUUCCACUUGUGUAGUUCUGAUACGAACAUUUAUUUCUAGCCCAUGUUGUGGAUACAAGUCAUCAUGCGUUCAGUCUUGGGAAAAAUGAAGGUUGUUUUUAUAUAUUUAGAUUUAUAUAUUUAUACCUGGAURUAUAAAUGUUACUGUUGGAUGAAGUUCAAAUAUAAACAUUUGUACACAUCUUCUUGCAUACAUGUUUCAAAAUCAGGCCUUGCUUGUGUGCAAAGGCAACACACUGGYUUUCAUGUGUUAGUGAUGCCCAAGUUAAUUCUUGUUUUAACAUAAUUUUGAAUUUCGUAGUGCUUUAUCAUACUCUUAUUAAAUGUAUCUGCUAAUGAGCUAAGCACAUGUACCUUUUCUAUUUCAUGCUUAUCUUUUUUAAAUGUGUAGAA